CUGCGUUAACUUGAAGCUCAGCAGAGACGAAACUUAAAGCAGGAAGCAACAUAACAUCAAUGUCCCGCGUGGCAACACAUGUCGGUCAUGUGAACAGACAUGACACAAACGGCCCUCCUUAAAUUAUUUGUGGCAAUAGUGAUGGUGUUCAUUUUAAUUUUGCCAGAGUUUUUCAAGACAUCAGAAGAAAGAGUGUUGGAGCUAUCAUGUCUGGAUGUGUGUUUACAACCUAAUUUCACUUAUGCACUCUCGGACCUCAGUUUUUCUUUUGUAACUCUUCUGCAACCAGUUAGAGAAACUCCGAUUAUCAUGGGAAUCUUUCUAAAUCACUCUAAUUGUCAAAACUUCUCCAGAAUUUGCCAAGACAUCACAAGUGGAUUUAAAACAUGCUCUUCAUGUUUGGUUUGUAAGUCCAAAGGAAAUACGGAUUUUAUUUCUCAGGAACAAACAUCAAAAGUUUUUCUCAUGACAGGAUCAAUGGAAGUGAAAACAAAUGGUUUUCAUGCCCCUUGUCAACAUUUUAAUUUCACUGUGGCCCCUCUGGCUGAUCACGUGGAGGACUAUAACGCUACCUGUCAUCUGAAAUCCCACACUAGACACUCGUCAGUCCUGGAAGAAGAGCCAGCCAAGGAAAAAUCUGCAAACCAUUGUAGAAUUAUGGAAUACCUGAAUAAUUGUGUACAUGUUUCUUUGCACCUGGAAAUGGAUGUAAAAAAUGUCAUUCCUUCCACAAAGAUCACUUGGUAUGUUUUAGUUCUCUUAGUUUUUACAUUUUUGAUCAUCCUCAUUUUCUACAAAAUACUUGAAGGCCACAGGAGAGGGCAGAAGCGUCAGAGUCAUAAAUAUAAAACUACAUCUGUUCUCUUGAGAGGAGGUGAUUCUGAGAAGCUGAGAGCAUUGAAAGUGCGGGUUAUUUCAGUGAUGGAUUAUGGGCGGCAGUGA
Messenger RNA from Otolemur garnettii (small-eared galago), 942 nucleotides. RefSeq names its product transmembrane protein 156 (gene TMEM156). NCBI's taxonomy places the organism in Eukaryota, Metazoa, Chordata, Mammalia, Primates, Galagidae. The coding region runs from base 100 to 942 and encodes 280 amino acids. The record is from RefSeq and is a predicted model, not a curated record. The transcript has 6 exons.